AUGGCGGUUACACACACGACAAUCAUUCUGUUGACAAUUGGACUUUGCGAAGCAGCCUACAAUAUCUGUCCGGCAAACUCCAUUAACAGUACUCACAGUACUUUUGGUACAAGCAAGUACGUUCAACGAGGCCUAUGGCACCAAGUACCUUGCCCAUCCUUCCGUCCAGAUGAGGCCAUUAGUCGGGUCAUUUGGUACAAGCAAGACAGUCCCACGACUCCUGCGCAAACGUUGAUCACUCACAAACGUAACACAGACUACCCAGAGAGCGACAUGUACGCGUUCGGGAAGUCUGGUUUCAGCCUCGUCAUUAAAGGUGUCCAGGAGAGUGAUGGGGGAAGGUAUGUGUGUCAAGUCGCACCACGUGACACACUAGCUCGAGAUGAAGCAAUCAGCAUUCAAGUUAUAGGCGAAACCUUUCCAGGAGGCAGUAGUCAGGCAUCUUCCACAGCUAGUUUCCAGCGAGGACGCAGGCAGACGCUACCUUGUGAGUGCGCGUCACAGACACCAGACGUAGUGUAUUGGUCAACGGGAGAGGGCGUCACUAUCGAUACACAGAUCAUUGGUGCCCGUUUCUCCGAUGGUGCUACCCUGCAGAUCCAAUAUGGCGCUGAUUACUGCAUUGGUAGCGACGCUUCGCUUACAGUCAACUCCCUGAAUGACGUUCAAGAUACGCAGAGAUUCUGGUGUCACGUGUUCCAGUCAAAUGGUUCCCUCAGAAAUUGCAACACCGGUGCCAAGAUAUCAGUGGAGGCAGAGUCAACCAGUAAUGCCCUGAAGGCCUCAGAAAGAUAUUUCUUCCUGCGAAAAGACACACAGCAGAUACUCCCUUGCCUGAGCUGGACACCUGGCGACACAGCUUGUGAGGUGGAGUGGAGUAAGCUCGACAACCCAGAUCGACAAGUCCUCAGUUACAACCUGUCGACUGGUGUCGUCGAUUCUAGUCCUGAAUUCGAUCUCGUCAGUGACUUUGGUUUGGUGAUUCAGUCAGUAGAGGAUGACCAUGCUGGAGUGUUUCGAUGUGCUUUGGGAGAUAAAAACAAGAUAGAUGUCGAAGUCCGAGUGAUAGGGGAUCGCUUUCCAUUGGACGAGGCUAACGCUACAGAAGGUGACAGUGUGACCAUCAAACCUGAAAGUAGAUUUUCUCUUCGAUGUCCGGCCCUCUCAGACAUCUCAUUGACAACCAAAUCAACUUUAUUCUGGUCCUUUGGAGCCCCUGAUGCAGAGUCUACCACUGUGAUCGGCACAAUGAAUCUACCAGAUGGUCCCAUAAAGAUGUCUGAUCUGGGAGACAAUAGCUGCCUCGGAAUAUCAAUUGAGGGCGCUCUGCUGCUAAACAAUUGCUCCCAAGAUGGUGACGUCAGAUACUGGUGUCAUGUCUUCCCUGCGAAUGGUGAUCUGAUCAGAUCAUACGUGGGUGUAUUGAUGGAGAAUUCAAACGGUGCUCCUGGAUUGUCCCAUGUCGUCGCCAUCGGUGUUUGCGUGCCUUUAUGCGUCAUCAUUCUUCUUGGUGUCUUCAGACUGGUGGGUAAACGAGAGCCUGUUUUAAAGAAACUUGCCAAGAAGAUAAAAUCAUUUGUGAUCAUCAAAUUUGAGAGAAUUCCCAUUACACCGUGGGUUGACGCGGGAGAUGUUUGCUUCGCAUCAAUAGAUUCAGUCUACAAGCCCUUGGAGAUGUUCGUCAAUGUCUCUCACGGAGGAAGCACUGUAAAGUAUAAAUUACACUCGGAGUCUGGUAUCUUUGAUGAUGGUAUUCCAGAAUUGGCCAGUAAGCAUGCUAUAAUACAAGGUAGACGGGGUUGUGGUAAGACUACGUUUUUGCACAGACUGAUAUACGACUGGGCCAUCGGAAGGGAACGUGCACUAUGGGGUAGAGAUCAGAUAGUUGUUCUUAUCCCAGCUUGGUUGCUUAUUAAAUCUAAAACCAUCGGCGAAGUAGUCGUUGAAUGCAUGAUUCCAAAAGACGCAAACAUUUCGGCCGAAUCCAUUAAUGCACACUACGCACGAGACAAACGCAACCUGACAAUUUUGGUUGAUGACUGUAAUGGCAAGGACGACAUUGACGCUGUCAUUGAAUUUAUGACGGUCAAUGGAUUUCUUGGCUGUCAUUUAAUUGUUACCACUAGAAACUCUAAGUUUGCAAAAGCUGCGUCACGAAAACAUAACAUGCGCAUUGUCACCAUUAGUGGUUUUUCGUUCAUAACUGCUAUCGAAUACAUUAACGUAGUAUUGGAUACUGCUGAAGACAACAAGAAAAGUACCCCUGAGCACACGGCAGUCAAGAGUAAAGCUAAGCCAACAUCGGAUUCAAUUCCUCUAGAAACAAAAGCCAGCACUUCCACUGCUGGAUAUCCAGAGAUAGAGACCCCCAAAACAGCUACAACGAAACAGAAACGAAACAUUCAUCGAUAUAUAGAGGAGCACAUUCUUCAACCGGAUAUUUCGUGUCUCCCAGCCGUCUUGGCAGCUCUCUGUCAGCUGUCAAUCUGGACAAAAGGAGAUGCUUUCAAACCCGACGUUACUAUGUCAUAUUUAUUCCGCACAUUGGUCAAAUGCAGGGUCAACAAGAAAGGAAGUCUAGAGGAAGGUGUCACUGAGGGAAACCAACUCAGGGAUCCCAUGAAAGACAAACUGAAGGUAAUUACAGAGCUUGGUAGAGUUGCCCAUUCAAGACUGAUUGACAGUUAUGAAGAUAAUGCAGACUUCUCGACAGAGGACUUCUUGAAUGCGUCAGGAAAUGAAGACCAUAUCUUGGAUGAUGCAAUACAACUUGGACUGCUACGUCCGUUGCUCAGUGAGUCCCAGGUUGAAUCUGCGGAACAAAGUAUUGAGGUAUCUAAAGUAAAGAAUAGGAGAGCAUAUCUUUGUUGUAAACGGAAGGAGGAAAGAGGAACCAAACCAGAUCCUAUGAGGGAGGAUAUAGAGCUCGCUCUCCUGACAAGUCCUAGGAAUAAAAGGGUUUAUUUUGUUUUGGAGAUUCUUGAGGAGCUUUGCGUUGCUCAGUUCUUUGCUGAGACCACGGAAAGGGUUGAACAAUGGGUUGAUGGCAUCACAGAGAUUGGUCACACAGAUAUUCUCCAGAGGCUUUCAAAUGUAUUCCAGUUUGCUAUCCAAGCUAAAAAGUUUGACAGAGAAGCUCUUGUCAACUACUUCGCAAAGAUCAUUGUCAAAGAAUACCGUCAAGCCCGACUCCUCCAUGAAUUGCUACAAAUGCAGAAUUUCGUAGAGUUGUGUCUCCAGCUGAAUUUCGAGGGGCAGUGUGAGGGCGCCUUGAACAAGAAGCUGAAAUCGGUCUUUCCUGACGGGAGGGUCCGCUUAAUUGGGAUAUCGAGUUACAAAUUGCGUCUGUUGUCGUACCUACUCGAACAUGCUCAGCCAGACGAUAGGAGCAAGCUGAAUGUGAAGUCUAUUGAAUUAUUGCGAAUUGGUCAACAUGACUGGUCUGAGCUCAAUGAAUAUAUUGAGCACUUUGUCCACGGGCAAAAGGUUCCUGAGUUGAAGACAGAGCAUACAAAAACUGAAGAGAGUCAGCCAUCGACAACUGAAAUCUACAAGGGAACAGUCCCAUCAUCACAGGAGGACAUCGAGGAACUCCGACAGAUUCCCCCACCUAUUAGAAGUCAUCCAUCUGAAUCUGAACACAAUAAUCCGAUACAGAAGGAGGUCCAAUCUACAAAAUCCGAGCUUCAACCAGGUAGGGAAAACAAAUGUGACGAGGUAUCGCUUUCAACCCAAUCAGAGUCCGAUGUCGGCGACUCAUCAAGUGAGGCUUGUGGUAAUGAGGACGAAUCUAUAAGCAAGCCUAGAAAUGUUGAUAUUGAAUCGUGUGAUAUCAUUGACAUUGAAAAUGAACAGGCUGUUCUCAAAAAGCUGCGUGAAAGAAUAAAAUCCAGCAACCAAGACAUGCCUCGGUUUCCUCCUGACGAGUCAGACAUCAGUGUUCUUCAUACUGUGCAGUCUUUUGGUCUACAGGAGCUCUUAGAGUCACAGGCAGGGGAGUGCUACUCAUCGGGUGCAGCAAGAGACCUGGCUCGCUACCUUCCUCGUCUGGAAAUGCUUGAGAGUCUGGUUCUGGUUGGGACGAUUCUGAGUUCUGAGGCUAUUUCCGACUUGGCAAGAAAUGCUGACCAACUCCCAAACUUGAAAAAGCUGGAUCUCCGACUGAAUAAACAGUUUGACGACAGAGCCUUUGUGGCGGUAACAAGCUUACUGCUGCGUAAGUGCAACAAUUUGACGGAUCUGAGACUGUCUCUGUGCAGAGUACAAGAUAAAGGGUUUGAUGAAGUUCAGAGGGAAAUGGAGAAGGAUGGCGCGGUGUUGUGGGGAAGAUUAAAGACACUGUAUCUGCUGCAUGGAUCACCCGCUGAGAAGUUUGCAGGAUUCCUGAGCCAUAGUUUAAAGUACUUUCAUUUUGUUGAAUGUCUCCAUGUCUCAGCCACUUAUAAAAGUGAAGAAAUACGGGACGAAAUUCAGGGGGAGUUCGAACAAAAUAUGAAAAAUCAGAAAAUCAUGACGAAUCUGGAAGACCUAGACAUCGGCAACAUGGAGACAUUGAAGGCGAGACUGGCGCCCUUGGAUCUCCCUAAGAAGAGAAAGGGAUCUGGACUCUUGCCAACGUUUGGGACAGCCGUAAUAGACAUGGGGAAAAGGACAGCAAUCGGCUUGUGGAAUCGGAACAGAAAACAGACGGUAAGCGAGAGCGAAAAGUCGGCAGCAGACACGAUGUCUGGUCCAACACGUGCUGUUUCAGUAGAUGCGAUGUCGGAUCUACGAAUGUAAUUCCCGAUCUUUAGGUAAUAAUUGCUAUACAGGCCGAGUAAAGCAACCGCUUCCCAAGUGGCAGGACCAAUUUUUCAAUAAGGUGUUCCAUGCCACUUUGACAAUCUAGGAUAAGAUUAGUACAGGGAUCAUUUCAAUGUCUCAUAUACUUUUCAACUCACGACAUUUUGAACACAAACACCCGUCAUGCCUUAUGGUGCCUUACUCUGUAAACUGUCAUCUCUCUACAAUAUCACUGAGGACCUGUGGAUCCGGUCUUUUAUUCGUGAACGCCAACAGCGGGUCGUGUACCGUGGAUACUACUCAGUCUGGUCAACAGCAUCGUCUGGAGUGCCACAAGGAAGUGUUCUCGGACCCCUGCUGUUUAACAUGUUCAUCAAUGACUUGCCGUCUUGCCUAAAAUCAUCGUGUGUACUGUUUGCCGAUGACACUUUAAUUUACCCGUCAACACUUCUGAUCAGGAACUUUUACAAGUGGACAUGGACAUUAUGUCUCAGUGGUGUGUAGAGAAUAGGAUGAGAUUGAAUCUGGUUAAGAACAAAGGGGUUAGAUUUACCGGUAAACGAAAUCCAAUUCAACAAACAUAUAAAUUGAAUUCCGGAUCUCUUGAAAUUGUUAAAGAAGUAAGUAUCUAUCUAUGUUAAACAGCCAACUCACUUGGUCUAGUCAUAUCCGUUAUAUUACAUCCCGUGCCAACAAGAUGCUAGGCUUAUUAUCUUGUAUGUCCAGGGGCUUUCUCUACGCGUGCUCUCCUUUGCUUGUACAAGCCGCUGGUUUUGACACAUUAAAGGUUAUGACGUCAGUUUAUACAUCUCGUCUCUAGAACUCAACGUUUACACUGCUCUCCCAUUCAUGCAUUUCCUAGACUCUGGGAUGAAUUGCCUAAACAGUUUCGUAUUGAUUUUGUGAUAACUUCGCUGAAUUCUUGGUUAAGAAGCCUGAAAGAUUUUGUUUGCUCCUCUGAGUGAAUUGUAAUCAUCUUCCUCGCUCCAGUCUUUUUAAUGUGCUUUUGAUAUAAUGCAGUUUUUAUAGAUAUAUAUAUAUAUUUCCUACCUUCAUUGUACAUUUGUGUGCAUGUUUGUGUGUUUUAAUUCAUUGUUUGUUUCCAUCAUCAUGUCUUUAUGUAAGGACUUUUCUCAACUCUAGCCGGUUUUCUCUUUUUGUAAAGGGUUUGGUUUUUACUUCUAAAUUCAGUGUUGUUUUCUUUUAUUCUGACACUUGUUUUUCUGUCAUCAUCCUUCCGCAUUCUUUUGAUCAUGGUAAUUUUUUUUGGUCAUCUUUCCCCGCUUAAGUCACCUCAGAUAUUUUUUGAUGUUUUAAUUCAUUCAUUGUUUUGUAUCUUUGCCUUUUUAAUCAUCCGUCCCCGUUUUGGUCAUUUUUUUGAGUUUUUUUUAUCUUGGUAAUCUCCCUCACUUUUGUUUGAAACAUUUUAGUGCAUGUUUAUAUAUGUAUAUAUAAUGCACUUGCUUUUUUAUGUAUUGAUAUGCUUUUUUAUAUAGCUUUUUAUUUAUUAUCUAUUAUAGCUUGUUUAUCGGUGCAGCAGGUCCUCCAACCACAGUACUUUUGCUGUUCCUUGCUUUCUUUAUAAUGUUGCGAGAAUGGCUAAAUAAAAUAAUAAUUAUAAUUCAUUCCACGAAUCACAAAAAAGUACGUGUUCUUUGAACAAAACGAAAACAAUUCACGUGCAUCCCUAUUCAAAAAAGACUGAUGGUACAAUCGGCAUAAACAACCUUAACAUUCUUAACUCUUGGAUAUUUUAAGGAGCAUGUAAAAGAUAAGUUUGAAGGAGUUACGAUGCCAUAGUAGCUAGCCUAGAAACUGUGCAAAUAUAAUUAUAGUUUGCUGCUUAAUUAUCAUAAUAUCAGAAAAAAAAUGAGAUCAGUUGUAUUUUACUUCAAGUGUAUUUUUGUAUUGUUUGGCAUUGUAAUUCUGCCGAAUGGUGUCUUGGCAGAUAACAUGCUUUAAAAAUAUAGGCGUUUUACGUUAUGCGUUACAGUUGAUUUCCCGGGCUGUACUUCGACGUUUCACCCCAUGUAUGUUUUCUUCAUAACUAUUUGUUUUAUCAAACACUAAACAAACUGAAUCGAAUAUCCAAUGGACACCUAUCCCCCUCCCUUCACAUUAUGGAAUAAAAACUUAAGCAUUGCAGACCAGCAGGGAUUUUCUUGUGUUUAGGUAUUUCAAUAUUGAUUUAUAUUGUAAAUGCAACAUUGUUAAGUAAUCUAUUUUCCAUUAAACUAAUGUUUAUUACCCGCAGUAGCUGUAUAUCCACCAUCAUGACGUUAUAUUGAAGUUAAGGUCAUUUCUGAAAAAAAAAUCUGAAAAAGUGUAUACUGUGUAACAUUACUUUGCAGAAGGCAAUUAUGAGAGAAAAUUACUUUUUAUCGCUAAAGUAGUAGACUUUAAUGACACAGAAGUAAGUAGGUGCCAACGUUCCCAAGUGCUUUGCCGAAGUACUAAAGUGCUAAAGUCCAAUGUAUAUGUCUGGAAAAAGGAAUAAGGGAAAAAAAUGAAGUCUAGAAUAACGUGAGGAAAAUGCAUGUAACAAAAUUAGACAAUGCCAUUAUGACACUUAAUUAAAUUAUGAAUAUAUGGUGAUAUUAUUUAGA
This is a messenger RNA of Patiria miniata (bat star), 7388 nucleotides long. RefSeq lists its product as uncharacterized. The record is from RefSeq and is a predicted model, not a curated record. The transcript is spliced from 7 exons. The coding region runs from base 1 to 4779 and encodes 1592 amino acids. NCBI's taxonomy places the organism in Eukaryota, Metazoa, Echinodermata, Asteroidea, Valvatida, Asterinidae.